AUGAAGAUCUUUAAAAGAGAUGAGGAUUCACAAAUCCAUAAAUACAAGAGUUAUCUAAAUGCUUGCAGUACAGAUUUAUAUGUUUUAACAAAUAAUUUAGUAGUUCCUCUGAAUCAAAAAUUACUCGAUUCAUUUUCUCCUAUGUAUUCUGAGGAAGAAUGUAUUACUAAAGAUUCAGAAUAUGAGUAUACCAAAGUUGAAAUUAUCCCAUCCAUUUUCAAGUCAUUCACACAAACAAUCUUAAUCCCAGAGAAAAUCUCUGAAUGGCGUGAACCACUCGGAUCAAAAAGAAAAUCAAAAUCGAAAAAGGAAAAAAUUUCUCGAGAUGAACUGUCAACACACAUGGCAAAUGGUGGUAACAAACAUAAUAUUGAUACUCAACAAUCAACACUAUCAAAAAAUAAUAAAGAAUUAAAUGGAGUCCAUCAAACUUUGAUUGGUGUAAAGAAGUUUACCCAAACAGUCUUUGGAAUUGUUAGUUUUCUGGUAUUAUUGUUAUAUGAUACAUUUGAACUUCUACUAGUAUUGAAAGCUGAUAUUUUAAUAAAAAUCAAAGACGAAAUUAUGGGGUGGAGAGAUGAACUUACAGUUUUGAUUCGUUCGGAAUCGAUAACAGUCUCUAAAAUCAGAUCUUUGACCCAGUCUCUGUUGAGUAAUGUACAAAAGAAUGUCAAUGUAUGUCAAUGUUGUUUUGUUUUUAAAGGUUUAGCACAAAAAACCUAUCAACCUAUAAAUGUACUGAGUCAUUUCUUUUCAAUCGAUGAAACACUUCACCAAUGUAAACCCUUUCAGAUAUUGAACUGUCUCUAUAUCAUCGAUGCAAUUCUAAGAGAUGUAUCACAUAUUCAAAAUCAAAUAAUGUAUGUAAAUUAUUAUUAUUAUCGUCUUUUAAAAGACUCUUUAGAAUUUGAUUUAACAUGUUCUAACAACAAUAAUCUAUCUUAUCAUAAUAUAUACAAUAAAAGAUUUAAAACGUUUUCUGAUUCAUUUUUUAGUACUUUGUUAUAUUACGAAAAGAAAAUCAUUGAAACAAUACCAGAACAAUAUAUUAUGGAGAUGGAGACAGAGUCAAUACCGAUAGUGGUCGAUAAGCAAUACCUUAGUAGAGGUGAUUCUUUGGUAAGUAGUCAGUUGCAAAAGAGAAAGUUGGAACUGAUAGAGAAUUCACUGGAUAUCUUGAUGCCCGAAACCUCUGGCGAAGUCGAUGGUAACGAUCAUUCUCACCAGAGUUUCAAUAAUGGUAUCACCAGUAAUCACAAUGAUAGUGGUUCGACAAUCAGCAAUAGUGUAUUCAGCAUUGGAAUGUUGAGCAGUGGUAGUGAAGUACUAAAGAAGUUGAAAUCACACCAUAAUUCAACAACAUCAAACCACCAAUCAUCUUUGUCAACAACAGCAACAACAUCUGUUAGAGCAACAGGUGAGAAUUGUACAUUUUGGAGAGAACUAUCAUUUAAUAAUGUAAAGAACUUUUCAAACAAUCAUUUGUAUAGAAUUAUCCAAUCAUAUGGAAGUCAGAUUGUAAAGUUGGAUCUCUCUUUUUGUAACUACGUAGAUAAACGCGCGGUAAACAUGAUAGUUACUUAUUGCCAGUCGAUUCAAACACUCUCUCUUUGUAAAUGUCCACUUGGCGACGAAGAUCUUGCACAGUUUUUGAAAUAUUUAGGAAACUUAAAGAACUUGAACGUUUCACAGUCAAGUUAUUCCAAUAGAAUGCUUGUAAAGUUAUUUGGUUAUCAAGGAUUAAAGAAAUUAAAUAUUGCUUGUAGUCAUGGUUUAUUAGAUGGAUUGUUUUUAAAACCAUGUUUGAAGGUAGCGGAUUCAUUAGAAUGUUUGAAUAUCGAUUGUUAUUGUAGUACUUUUAUAGGUUUUGGUGUGGCGGGUGCAGUUCAAGAGUUUUUGACAAAUAACAACACAUUAAAGACGGUAAAGCUGCAUCACAUGUUGAUUAUUGAUAAUUAUCCAUCAAACAUAGCAGUUAGAACAACAAACCUGUGGAAAUUUGUAAAGUUUAAUGACUGUGCCUCUACAAAAGAGAUUUUGACUAAUAUAUCAAGUAAACAAUUGAAUAAGAGAUAUUAUAAUGGUUGUACAUCUAUAUUUUUGGCUUCUGAAGAGGGAAAGUUGGAGCAAUUGAAAUUACUGAUAGCAAAGGGAGCUGAUCACACAAUAUGCAAUUACCAUGGAAUAUCACCUAUUAUGGCAUCUAGAAACAUACAAACUGCCAAGCUUUGGAUUGAGAAAAAAGUUGAGCCUACCAACAAGACUGAAAAGGAUUUUCUGUCGGUAAUAAGUGUUUUAGAAAAGUAUUAUAAAUAUUUGAAACCAAACAUAAGUGAUCAUCCUUCGAUUGAUGAGGUGAAAGGUGAAGAGCUAGAGAUUCUCCUGACGGUGAUUAAUACCAACUCUGCGGGUGGAGAAGUGGUAGAGUUAACUAAAAUAUUGACUGCAUCGUUUUUAAAGAUACCAAGUCUUUUAAAGAGAAUUCUUGAAAAUAGCAAGAGUAAUAGAAAAUCAUUAAUUUAUUCAACAAUAGGAGAUGAUGAUUUCUUUUGUAGACAUAUUCAACAAAAGCUAAAGAAAUCACAGCAACAAUCAGUUCUAUUAGAUUUACUGGCAAUGGCUUGA
This is a messenger RNA of Heterostelium album PN500, 2625 nucleotides long. RefSeq lists its product as uncharacterized. NCBI's taxonomy places the organism in Eukaryota, Evosea, Eumycetozoa, Acytosteliales, Acytosteliaceae. Gene Ontology annotation, molecular function: protein binding. The transcript is spliced from 12 exons. The record is from RefSeq and is a predicted model, not a curated record. The coding region runs from base 1 to 2625 and encodes 874 amino acids.